AGCAAACAAAGAUAUAAAGAUUUAUAAUCAACCAACCCAUCCCCCUACGUCACUUUUAAUUCUCGCAGUAAUUUCGUACGAGUAAAGUCGAAAAUACAAGAACUCGAUGGCCGGAGGAACUGACGGCAGAUCUUUAGAGCAAACGCCGACAUGGGCGGUUGCCACCGUUUGCUUCGUACUCAUUCUCAUCUCCAUUUUUAUCGAACAAAUCAUCCAUAUGAUCGGACAUUGGUUCAAGAAGAAACGAAAGAAAGCUCUAUAUGAAUCCUUGGAAAAGAUUAAAGCAGAGCUUAUGUUGUUGGGAUUCAUAUCGCUGCUGUUAACGGCGGGGACGACACCAAUUACAAAGAUUUGUAUAUCGGAGGGAGCUGCCAAUUCUUGGCAUCCGUGCAGCCGAGAAGAAGAGGAAUCCGCCGGCGACAGCGGAGAGAGCCGCCGGAGGCUGCUCACUUGGUCAAAAAUGGGCGACAGCACACGGCGAAUCUUAGCUGGUAGUGGCGGCGAUGACAAGUGUGCAGAGGGAAAAGUUUCUUUUAUGUCGUAUGAUGGGGUUCAUCAACUUCAUAUAUUCAUCUUCGCUCUUGCCUUAUUUCAUGUUAUUUACUGUAUCCUUACCAUGGCUUUAGGACAAGCAAAGAUGAGAAGAUGGAAGCAUUGGGAGAAGGAGACAAAAACCGUAGAGUAUCAAUUUUCUCAUGAUCCAGAGAGGUUUAGAUUUGCAAGAGACACAUCGUUCGGAAGAAGACAUCUAAAUUUCUGGAGCAAGUCUCCGAUUCUACUAUGGAUUGUUUGUUUUUUCAGACAAUUUUUUCGAUCGGUCCCUAAAGUUGAUUAUCUCACAUUGAGACAUGGAUUCAUCAUGGCACAUCUAGCCCCACAAAGCCAAUCAGGAUUCGACUUUCAGAAAUACAUCAAUAGAUCUCUUGAAGAAGAUUUCAAGGUCGUUGUGGGUAUAAGUCCACCGAUUUGGUUAUUCGCCAUUGUCUUCUUGCUCUUUAAUACCCAUGGGCUGUAUUCCUAUUUGUGGCUACCAUUCAUACCAUUGGUUAUUAUUCUACUAGUUGGAACAAAACUACAAGUGAUAAUUACGAAAAUGGGAUUAAGUAUCCAAGAAAGAGGAGAGGUCGUACAAGGUGUACCUGUGGUUCAACCUGGUGAUGACCUCUUCUGGUUCAAUCGCCCUCGUCUCAUUCUCUAUCUCAUCAACUUUGUCCUCUUUCAGAAUGCUUUCCAGAUAGCUUUCUUUGCAUGGACUUGGUAUGAAUUUGGGUUAAAAUCUUGCUUUCAUGAACAUACGGAAGACAUUGUCAUCAGAAUCUCAAUGGGGAUACUUGUUCAGAUCCUAUGCAGUUACGUUACUCUUCCUCUAUAUGCUCUUGUCACACAGAUGGGAUCGACUAUGAAGCCAACAAUAUUCAAUGAAAGAGUAGCAACCGCGUUAAAAACAUGGCACCAAUCUGCAAGGAAACAAAUUAAAAGAAAUAAAAAGUCAGGCCAAGUGACUCCGAUGUCAAGUAGGCCUGGAACACCAACCCAUGGCAUGUCGCCUGUUCAUCUCUUACAAAACUACCGAACUGAUAUUGAUAGCUUUCCACCAUCUCCUCGAACUACAAACUUUGAUAGUGAUAAUUGGGACACUGAUGGUUCACCUUCACCCUCCUAUCAUCAACGACGGGUUAAUGAAAUGUCGAUAGUGCCACAUGAGAUGGAAUUGGGGAAUAGAGAGCAAGGUAAUGAGAUCCAUGAUUCAAGUUCGUCACAAUUGGCAAUAGUUGUUGACACGGGUGCUAAUGAUCAACAACAUGAGGUGACUAUAGGAGUUCCUAAAGAAUUUUCGUUUGAUAAAAGAAAUAUAUGA
Messenger RNA from Lactuca virosa, 1858 nucleotides. Lineage: Eukaryota; Viridiplantae; Streptophyta; Magnoliopsida; Asterales; Asteraceae. The record is from the annotation of a GenBank genome assembly.